AUGGACGGUCAGGGCAGCCAGACCCCCCAGAACCAGGGCGACUAUGGUGAUGACUGGGCCCGCGGACUUACUGCUCAGUUUGAGCAACUCAUGAGCACAAGACGUAUGAAUGACUUGCGACAAGCGCGUGCCGACAGGUUGCGGGCAGAGUCGCCGGCUCUCAGGGAAUCGUCUUCGCAUUCUAACCUGGGCUCACCCUUCUCGCCAGACCACAGCAGGCCAACCACAUCACACGGCCAAUCGCAGGGCCACUCGGCCGCUCCUCCGAUGCCACCAUCGUACUCAUCGUUGCGCCACUUGCCUUUGAUUCCAACGCAGCCCGCAGCUCAUGAUCGCGAGUCACAAAAGUUCCGCAAUCUUAUGAUUGCACUAUCAGCAACACCUACCAAGUACGAGAACCCCGGACUGCUAGACGAGGCUCUGCAGGUUAUCCCGCUAGACAGGAUCUACAGCGAGGCCGAAGAGGAGAGCCAGGUAUUACAAGCUCAAGCAGAAAGCAUGGGCGAUGGCCGGAAACCUGAAUGGGGCCACCAAGACUGCGUCAUUCGCGCAUUGCUGAGGUGGUUUAAGCGGACGUUCUUCACAUGGGUCAACAACCCGCCAUGUCCCGUCUGUCUGGCGCCGACUAUCGCUAGAGGCAUGACCCAACCAACCCCCGAGGAAAGUGCUCGUGGUGCAAUGCGUGUCGAGCUGUACGAGUGCUCCAACCAGGUCUGCAGGGCAUUUGAACGGUUCCCACGAUACAGCGAUGUCUGGCAGCUACUGCAGACGAGGAGAGGUCGUUGCGGCGAGUGGGCCAAUGCCUUUUCCAUGCUGUGCCGAGCAGUCGGUGGCAGAGUAAGAUGGGUUUGGAACGCCGAGGACCAUAUCUGGACUGAAGUAUACUCGGAUCAUCAGCAGCGUUGGAUACACGUCGACGCCUGCGAAGAGGCCUGGGAUAACCCGAGACUCUACACUGAAGGAUGGGGCAAGCAAAUGUCCUACUGCAUCGCCUUUAGCAUCGAAGGUGCUACUGAUGUCACUCGCCGCUAUGUGCGAAAGAGCGAACACGCUGCCGAGCGCAAAAGAUGCCCAGAAGAGGUUAUGCUUUAUAUAAUGCAGGAGAUCAAGCAAUUGCGGAGAGCCAACUUGAGCAAGGACCAACGCUUUGCUCUCGAGAAGGAGGACUCGAGGGAGGAUCGAGAACUCCGCGGCUAUGUCUUGGCCUCGAUCACGCAAGCCGUAACAAACAUGGUCCCAGGACCUUUCCCAAGAGUGCAAGCGGCACUGCCGGUUCCUCCCACCCGCCCACCGCCAAACCAAGUGCCUUCGAGCGACGACCACAAGCUACCGGUCGAGCAACCUGGAAGACAGAGCGGCAACGCCGAAUGGGUGGCCGCUCGUGGCGAGAAUGGCCGCAGGAACCAGCAGUUCCAGGAUCCCCAGGAUCCUUCGCGGCGAGGCUUCUAA
Molecule: messenger RNA, 1449 nt
Organism: Pestalotiopsis fici W106-1
Lineage: Eukaryota; Fungi; Ascomycota; Sordariomycetes; Amphisphaeriales; Sporocadaceae
Product: Protein PNG1
Exons: 1
Coding region: 1-1449 (482 amino acids)
Biological process (GO): protein deglycosylation; glycoprotein catabolic process; protein quality control for misfolded or incompletely synthesized proteins
Cellular component (GO): nucleus; cytosol
Molecular function (GO): peptide-N4-(N-acetyl-beta-glucosaminyl)asparagine amidase activity
Source: RefSeq, a predicted model, not a curated record